Molecule: messenger RNA, 1698 nt
Organism: Aricia agestis (brown argus)
Lineage: Eukaryota; Metazoa; Arthropoda; Insecta; Lepidoptera; Lycaenidae
Product: facilitated trehalose transporter Tret1-like
Exons: 9
Coding region: 138-1604 (488 amino acids)
Biological process (GO): transmembrane transport
Cellular component (GO): membrane
Molecular function (GO): transmembrane transporter activity
Source: RefSeq, a predicted model, not a curated record
CCUCUAUAGAAAUCAGAAACUAUUUAUCCUUAUGGAAUAUACUAAUUAUACUACAACGAAGGUGUCAGUCUAUAGUUUUCUGUAUAUUACAAAUAAUUUGUUUUUUAAAUUUAUCUUUGCCGGUUGCUAAUUCGACCAUGGAAAAGGGUGUACUAGUGCAGUACGGUGUGGCUUUAUCAGUUUCACUGAUAACUGUAACCAUGGGUGUUACAUCGGGGUGGGCCACACCCAUCGCUACAAAGCUUAAAGCCAAUCAAACAAGCAUUGAUAUCACCGAGGAUCAGCUAGGAUGGGUUUUUGGUAUGCCACCAAUAGGGUUCACUAUUGGAAGCUUGGUAACUGGAUUUUUCCCUGACCAAAUAGGAAGAAAAAAAACAUUAUUGUCUACUGCUGCCCCAUUUUUUUGUGGAAUGGUAUUAGCAAUAACGGCAAAACAAGGUUGGAUGCUCUGUAUAAUGACGCUGCUAUGGGGGUUUGGUACAGGAAUGGCUUCUACUGUCCUCAUGACAUACAUAGCCGAGAUAGCUGACAAGAGCUUAAGAGCUACAUUGUCAGUUAUAACAAGAGUCGGUUUCAAUCUUGGCACAUUUCUAAUGAUGCUCUGCGGCCCGUUUAUAUUGUAUGAAACACUGAACUACACAAUAUUUGCGCUACCAAUUUUUAUUUUCUUCGGUUGUCUAUGGAUACCAGAGUCACCAUAUUAUUUUUUAAAAGAAGGACAUGUUCAAAGAGCAAGAAGGGAGCUAAUUAAAUUGCGCAACAAUCCAGAGGUCGUAGAAGCAGAGUUGGAAACAAUAAAAGCCGGUGUAAACAAGGACAUGCAACGGUCCAGCACUCCCAAAGAGCUGUUCACAGGACCCCAAUAUAGAAAAGCUAUUAUUAUAGCCGCUGGUCUCAAAGUGGCUCAAAUUUUGACCGGUGCUUUGGCGAUACAACAAUACCUGGGGACGAUUAUUGGCGAGAGCAAAUCUGACAUCAAGCCGUCCACUGCCAUGGUCAUAUUCGGAGCUGUCAAGUUUGUUGUGUCCAUAACGUCUACGGUGCUCGCUGAUAGAGUGGGGCGGCGGCCGCUCCUGGUCUACUCGUUCUUCGGCAACGGAAUAUCUCUAGCAUCCGUAGGCACAUACUUUUCCCUCCAAAACGUCGUCCAUGUCAAUGAUAAUAUAUUAAAAAUAUUCGGAUUCAUACCAUUGACGGGUAUAGUAGUAUCCAACGUCGUAUCUACUCUAGGCUUCAACUCCAUAAUCGGUAUAAUCCAAGCGGAAAUCUUUCCGUUGAAUGUUAGAAAUGUAGCGAUGGUAUCACUAAACAUUUUCGGCGGUUUCCUUGGGUUUUCCGUGUCCAAGGGAUUCCAAAUGGUCAAAAAUAGCUUCGGUAUAUCGAGCGCUUUUUGGACGUUCACAGUUAUAUCGAUUUUGAGCGCGCUGUUCUCGUAUUUUUUCGUCCCUGAGACCAAAGGGAAGAGUUUGGAGGAGAUACAAUGUAUUUUAGCGGGGAAAGUUAGUAGUGAGAUUUCAGAAGUGAAUGUAGAUUUGGUACAACCAAAAGAUGUUGAAAUGAAGGAGCUAGUGAAUGGUGAGGAAUUGGAUAAACCAAAAAGUUAAAUCUAAGAGUUAAGACUGUAAUCUAUUAUGUUAUGGUGCCAUGAUCUAAAACUCUUUAGUAUUUAGGAUAUAAAAUUGAGAUUUAUUACUUUUA